AUGGACACCACACUACGAUACACAGGUCAGGUGAUGAGUUUUUUCACUCGUAGAAAUGAAACCAACGACAAGAAGAGAAAGAGUCUAUUGUCGGGUCUUUUUGAAGAUGAUGAUGAUCAUCAUGAGGCUCCUACGAACAAUAAUAACACUGCGGACGCGAUCCAUUUGAGAGUUUCAACCAAUUCCACUCGUGAUAGAAGAUCAUCAACAGCUGGAAGUGAAGUUGAACAUCACGGAAUUGGAUCUCCAACAUCAAUGAUUGAAGGAAGUGGAGUGGUUGGUGAAGUAAACUUUGAUGUCAAUGACUUGGAUAUUACCAAUGAUGAUUUUGAAGAACUGAUUAGUGAUUUGGAUACAAUUGAUUUGAAUGCUUUCCAACAAGACGAACUAGUACAGAAAGCUAUUCAAGAUGGAGUUGAUUUGAGGGAGUAUUCAAAGCACAUUGAAGAUGAUUUGAGAAAAAUUGAAACUCAAUCCAUCGAUGACUAUCUUGAAGAGAGCGAAAGACUUGCUGACCUACAUGUUCAGUUACAACAAUGUGAUUCUGUGUUAGAGAAAAUGGAAAACAUGUUACAAAAUUUCCAAGGAUCACUCGGAAAUAUUUCUGAAGAAAUUAAAACUUUGAGAGAUCAAUCAUUUACCAUGAACAUUAAAAAACGUAACAGAGAGUCCGCUCAACAAAAGCUUUCUGUAUUUGUGGACAAACUCGUUGUCUCUCCUGAUUUGACAAAGAAGAUUUGCGACGAACCAGUGAAUGAUGCCUAUUUAGAGCAUCUUCUCGUAUUAGAUGAAAAGAAAGAUUAUAUUACAUUGAUUCAAAAUGAUAUUAAGAAACCAAUCAGGGCAUGUGAUGAUAUGCUUCCUCUUUUAGAUAGGCUAUGUACAAAGGCAGUUUCAAAAGUUAGAACAUAUCUCUUACAACAGUUGAAUGAAUUGAAGAAGCCAAAAACAAAUACUCAAUUCAUCAAACAGCUUCUUCUCAAGAAAAAGUAUUACUACGAUUUUGCAGCAAAACAUUCUCCACAGACAGGAGAAGAACUUGGUGCCAUUUAUGAAGAUAUUAUUGGGAAAUACUAUUUUAAUAGUUUCAAAAACUAUGUUGUGUCCCUUCUCAAGUUGGAACAGAAAGUAGGAACGAAACAAAGUCUCCUCGUUGAACCUACUGUAUCUCUCUUAAAUAAUAUCACAAAUAUUACAGUGAUUAAUCCACUUCAAUAUACAACAAAUAUGUUGGCAUCCACUGUUGGGUUAGGAACACCAAAUAAGAGCGGAGACGCAACAAAGGAAAUGAAUCGAACAGUGUUUACUCUAUCAGAUAGAGCACUAGUAUUAGAAAAUGCUACUGAUUUGAAUUCUCCCAUAGUUGCAAGAGUUGCCAUUGAACAAAACAAAAAAUUCUUUAUGGAAGAAAUUUUCAGAUCUGUUCACAUCCUUUUAAUUAACACAGCAACUAGCGAGUAUAUUUUCUCAGUUGAUUUUUUCAAUAAUGACAAAAUGUUUGAUUCACUCUUCAGCAAAUCUCUUCAAUUUUUGAAAGACACAUGGAUUGGUUUCACUUCUACAACAUUUGAUUGCAUAGGUUUAAUGUUGAUGAUUCGAUUGAAUUUCAUGUUUUCAUCACUUAUGGAAAAGAGAAACAUGAAAUGUUUGGAUAUUUAUUUUGACGAAGUACACAAAUUGUUAGUUCCAAAGUUUAACGAAAUAUUUGAAAUGAAUUUAAAGUCUGUUACAGAGACAAAACCAGAGCAAUUAGUAUCAAAAGAAAAGGAUUCUCAUACACUUGCUAAGCGUUAUGCAGAGUUAGCUUGUUCCAUUCACGCUCUCAAUAGAGAUAACCCUCCUAAAUUUAAACAAGAAAUUGAACACAAACUUGCGUCCCUUCGUGAGGCUGUCACCAAACAGUUGACUCUUGUUUCUGAAAAGAUGUAUGGCACCAAAGCAAAGAAAAUUCAAGUUUUCCUCAUCAAUGCAUAUGAUUUGAUUCUCAAUCACUUUAUUCUCUCCAAGAUUGAUGUGAAUGCUGAUGGCACAGCAAUUUCAAAAUUGUUAAACAUUCAGGUGAGCGCAUAUAUUGAAGAGGAAUUAACAGAAUGUUAUGCUGGUUUGAUAUCCUUUGUAAAACAAACAGAACCUAAAUUAGGACAUGUAAAUAGCAAGAAUGAUGGGGAUUCUAACAAGAAUUUUAUUCAAAACAGAACUAAGGUAGAUGUUGCUGAAAUGGAGAAACUUGCAAAAGAUUUUGACAAGAAUUGGAAGCAAGGUAUUAGUCAUAUCAAUUCCAAUAUUUUACAAAACUUUUCCAAUUUCAACACUGGCAAGGAGAUUUUGAAUAAGACCUUCACACAGCUCUUACUUUAUUAUAGUAGAUUUACGAAUAUUGUGGCUGCCUGUUAUGGAGACAAUCCACCAUUCCGUUCUAGUCUCAUUACACCAACCAAAAUACAGUAUGAAUACAAGAAGUACAUUCAAGAUUUCAAUAAAGAUUAA
This is a messenger RNA of Naegleria lovaniensis, 2487 nucleotides long. RefSeq lists its product as uncharacterized. The transcript has 3 exons. Gene Ontology annotation, biological process: endocytic recycling; Golgi to vacuole transport; retrograde transport, endosome to Golgi. Gene Ontology annotation, cellular component: GARP complex. Gene Ontology annotation, molecular function: syntaxin binding. The record is from RefSeq and is a predicted model, not a curated record. Bases 1 to 2487 code for a protein of 828 amino acids. NCBI's taxonomy places the organism in Eukaryota, Heterolobosea, Eutetramitea, Acrasida, Naegleriidae.